Messenger RNA from Ruditapes philippinarum (Manila clam), 2457 nucleotides. Its product is annotated as heat shock 70 kDa protein 12A-like. The record is from RefSeq and is a predicted model, not a curated record. The coding region runs from base 79 to 1455 and encodes 458 amino acids. NCBI's taxonomy places the organism in Eukaryota, Metazoa, Mollusca, Bivalvia, Venerida, Veneridae. The transcript is spliced from 3 exons.
UGUGACACAAGGCUAUUUUCGACAAAUGGCGAUUCAUUGAGUUCGGGUGCAGUUUUUGGAGCAUUGAUAUCAUGUAUCAUGUCUCUGGUUAAUAAAUCGCGAGAUGCACUUUUGGCAAAAGAUAUUCAACUUGUUUAUCUUGUAGCUGAUGAUAUAUCAGGAACAUGUAAAUCCAUGUUAACAGAUGCUGCAGAAAAGGCUGGUAUUGAAAGGGAUUACGUAUCUUCCGUAUCUAAAACAACCUGUAUCAUCAACUACAUUGAUAUGUAUGAUUUACCAGAGGGCGAAUUAAAUGGCAACAUACCAGCUGACUUUUGGAACUCAGGAAAACGGUUUCUUGUUGUUGAUCUAGGCUAUGACCAGACUGAGGUUAGCGUCCAUGAGCGUUUAGAGGAUGGCACAUGCAGAGAAAUUGACAAACACUACUUUGGAGAAUGGGGACUUCAGAAAUGUAUCUCAGAAUUCAUGGAAAUAUUUCCUCAAAUAUUUGGUCAAAAUGUCUUCGAAGAAUUUUGCCAGGAAGAGCCUGAAUGGGUUAUCGAAAUGACUUAUGCAGUUUCCAGUGUAAUUUUAAAAAGUCCAAAUGUCUCUGAAAAAACAAGCUUAAAAUUACCCCUUCGGCUUGAAGAACUAUAUGCAGAAAGAACCAAAAAAAGUAUCAGAGAAGAAGUUCGAAAACAAUUCAAACAUUUAAAUGUGAAUAUAAUUUCUGACAAGCUACGUUUUGACAGGAGUAUUAUCGAAACAAUUGUUGCAAGUUGUAUUGCAGACAAUACUUCCCUCAUAAGAAAAAUUUUAACCAAGCACAGAUUUUCGAAGAUUAACACUGUUGUCAUUUUCGGGACACUUUUAGAAAGUGAACACAUCAGUAAUGCAAUGGCACAAAACUUUGAUGGGGCGGUAAUACUUUCGAACAAAAUUGGUGUAAAUGCAACAAUAAAAGCAGCAAUUUUACACGGGUUUACACAGAAUGAGAUGAUUUGUAGCUUUACGUAUGGAGUAAAUGUAUGCGAUGAUUUUCACGAAGAUAUUCACACAAGUGAUCAUAAAGUUAGGAUGGUAUCUGACAGUGACAUAUGUCAAAAUUUGUUCAGAAGGUUUUUCAUGAAAGGAGAGAAAAUCGUUGUCGGACAGCUAAGAUAUAGAAGGUAUAGGACAAUCUUCCCAUAUCAAAGGAAAAUACUUGUGUAUAUUCUACAGUCAGAUAGGAGGGAACCUAAAUAUGCAGAUGAAAAUGGAAUAAAAGGGCUUGAUGUGAUUUCAGUAGAUCUAGGCCGUGACGUAAAACAUGGGGAAAUUGAAGUGAGGAUGAUGUUAACAGAGACCAAGCUUGCUGUUGAAGCCUUCCUUGUACAAGAAAGAACAAAUGAGAAAAAUGAAAAACUGAAAAAAGUAUACUCAAAAAGGUUUUUGCAUUUUGCCCGCCCCGCAGCUUCGAUAGUGCAGGUAAAAUAAAGCGCAAGAGGUCAGGUCGUGCCGAAGGUCCCCUCGUAAGUCCAGGACAGUGCCCUAUUUUCGAUUCAGAGGUGAAUCUCAAUUAUUUUAAGAUGUUUAUAAGUUCCGCACUAUCAAGUUGAUACAUGAAUAAUAUCCAAAUAUUGAGGUUAAAUAAAUUAUGCAAAUCAUUGGAUGCUUAACCACCAGAAACAAUCUCUUGUCAUCUUGUUAAAUUUUAAACAAACCAAAAUAAAAUCAUCCAUUGCUUUGUAGAAAAGUUAAACAUGUAAAUCUGAAAUUUCAAAGUAUUGCUUUAAGAUGGCAUUGUUCUUUUCAUUAUCUGCAGUCUUAAUAAGUCCUGUAAUAUGCAAUGUUAUCUUUAUAAAAAAGAAAAUUUGAAGUCACAUGUAAUGUUUUGCAUAUUUAUUGACCCUGCAUUCCGUUAAACCAUAACACAGUGGUCUAUUUUGUAAACAUGAAAUAUGAAAGUUGAUGAUCUGUCAUGUGACCCAGUUACUACCUCUUAAUGCAGAAAUUAUAAUAUUGGCUAGCCAUGGUUUUCAUGCGUGCAGUUUAGAUCGCCAUCAUGACAUUUUCGUUAAUUUACUGCGAUGUUGUUAUUGCAAAAUAUGAUAUACAAAGGUUGUUUGUGCAUCUUUUUUUUUGAGGUUGCUUUGCAAAGUUUAAUUUUUUGCCGCUUGUAACGUACUACAAUAAUAUCCAAUAUAUCAAAACGUUUUUGCGCGUGUUGUUAAUAGUACUAAAAUGGGUUUUAUUUUUAUGAUAAUGAUUUGUGCAUGAAUUUGUUUCAUUUUUGCAAGGGUGUUUUACAAAUUGUUUCACAAAGUUAAAUAUAAAUAAUCACAUUGCAGGUUUUUGUUAAAUUUCAACAAUUGUUUGGAAAUUAUGGUCUUAAGUAUUGCUUUUUCAAAUAUGAAUAAAAGAGCUAUGCUUUUGCGUAAAUUUUCUGUAAUGCAGAUAUUACAAAAUAUGAUUUUACAAUGGUUGAUCGUGCAUCUU